UUCUGUGUCUUCUAUUCGUUUGGUUAUGUUCCCCUGCGACAGUUAGCGACGAUACGGUAACGACUGUGCUACAAUUCGUGACAAUACUGUAACCAGCCGGCUUCAGUGCCCACCGCCCGGAGUCAGGUGUGUCCGCACUUUGUCCAGUCCAGUCCCGUUAUCCGGCUGUACAGCAUACAGCAGACCGGCUCGUGCUCGCCAUGACGCCAGACGUCGGUCUUGUCAGCCUCCCGCCGGCGGACAGCGGCGCGCUCACCGCCGCCCUGGUGCUGGUGCUGGUCUCGAUGCUGGUCGCCCUGAGCCGGCGCAGGCCCCGGGACUUCCCCCCGGCUCCUCCCGGCGUGCGGGCCUGGCCGCUCCUCGGGCACCUGCCGGCCCUCGGCCCCGAGCCGCACCGGACACUCGCCGCCUGGACGGACAGCUGUGGCGACGUGCUCGGGCUGAGGUUCGGGAUGAGUGACGUAGUGGUACUGAACAGCCUGGAGGCGAUGCGGGAGGCCCUGGUUGCCCAGGGAGACGCCUUCUCCUCAAGACCCCGGAUGUUCAUGAUGGACAUCUUCUCGGACGGCGGGAAAGGACUGGUGUUCAGGGCUUUCGGGAAGAGCCUGAUGGAGCAGCGGAAGUUUGCGAUGGUGGUUUUUCGGGACAUACUCUCAAGACCCCGCACGGAGUCCAUGAUGAUCCGGGAGGCCCAAACUCUCGCCUCAACUCUCGCGCAGAAGGCGGGCCGACCCACGAGAGUCCACGAUAACAUCGGGUUAUCCCUGCUGAACGUCACGUGUUCGCUGUGCUUCGGCAGGAGGUUCGAGACGAGCGAUCCAAGGUUCUGGGGGUUCGUCCAUUCGUUGGACAUGUUCGCCAAAAACGCCGCCUGCUGUCAACUCUUCAACAUCUGCCCCUCCCUCGCCAGGGUUCCCAAAAUCAACACGCCGGCAGUCAGGGUUCAAACCGGCAUCAGAGAGGUGAAGGAAUUUGUCCGGUCGGAGACUGAAGGUCACAAGGUCAAGUUCGACAGGGAGAACAUCCGGGACAUUAUAGAUGCCUUCGUUCUGGAGAUGGAGUCGCGCAGGCGCAGUGGCCGGGAUCUUGGCAGUUUCACCGAAAGGGAGAUGGAGCAGGUGAUAUUUGACCUGUUCUUCACGGGAGCAGAGACCAGCUCGACGUGCCUGCGGUGGGCGGUGUUCCUCAUGGCGGUGUACCCUGACGUCCAGGCCCGCAUCCACCGCGAGCUCGACACGGUGCUGGGGCCAGACGGGGAGGUCACCCUGGACAAGCGCGCCGCACUGCCGUUCCUGGACGCCACCAUUAGCGAGGUGCUGCGGUUCCGUCCGGCGGCGCCUUUCAUGUACAGGUGUGCCACCAAGGACUCCAAGCUACGGGAUUACUUCAUACCUGCCGACACGCAGGUGUUGGUGAACCUGUGGUCUAUUCACAUGGACCCGAAGCACUGGCAGAAUCCGGACCAGUUCAACCCGGACCGGUUUCUGAAUUCGGAAGGGACCGUGAAAAUUCCGGAAGCGUUCAAGGCAUUCGGACUUGGCCGCCGACUGUGCUUUGGUGAACAGAUGGCCCGAAUGGAGAUGUUCCUGUUCUUCGCUAUCCUCAUGCAGCACUUCACCUUCAAGCUGCCAGAGGGCGCUCCCGUACCGAACACGAUUGGCGUGUUCGCUCUGACGCUCUCACCACCUCCUCACGAGCUCUGCAUUUUCAAGCGACACUGAAAGAGUAAAAGAGGAAUGGAACUGAGUUUGUUUUAAUUACAAGUAUAUGAUUUUUUUGCAAAAGAAUAUGUUGAUCCCUCAACAUUUUAUGUCUAUAUAUAUUUUCUUCUCGU
Molecule: messenger RNA, 1834 nt
Organism: Branchiostoma floridae (Florida lancelet)
Lineage: Eukaryota; Metazoa; Chordata; Leptocardii; Amphioxiformes; Branchiostomatidae
Product: cytochrome P450 2D3-like
Exons: 10
Coding region: 201-1721 (506 amino acids)
Biological process (GO): xenobiotic metabolic process
Cellular component (GO): intracellular membrane-bounded organelle; cytoplasm
Molecular function (GO): oxidoreductase activity, acting on paired donors, with incorporation or reduction of molecular oxygen, reduced flavin or flavoprotein as one donor, and incorporation of one atom of oxygen; heme binding; iron ion binding
Source: RefSeq, a predicted model, not a curated record